Molecule: messenger RNA, 4495 nt
Organism: Pieris brassicae (large cabbage white)
Lineage: Eukaryota; Metazoa; Arthropoda; Insecta; Lepidoptera; Pieridae
Exons: 10
Coding region: 301-2757 (818 amino acids)
Biological process (GO): neuromuscular junction development; positive regulation of protein tyrosine kinase activity
Molecular function (GO): protein kinase binding
Source: RefSeq, a predicted model, not a curated record
CGGUAGGGACGCGUUGUGUUCCGCUCGGUUCCCGCGCUAGCGUGAUAACUUUCGUACAAAAAAUACUUUUUGCUGUUUAAGAAAGUGUAACAGUGACCGGUGAAAAUUGUGAUUACAGUUAAAUUCGUGAUAAAAAGUGAAGUGUUACAAAACAGUGCAGUUGUUUAGCGGAUUUUGUAAACGGAUUAUCCGAUAGUGAAAUAGCAGUGAACGAGUGAGUGAUAACAGUGACCUGUGAAAAUGAUUUAGUGUAAUGGCGUGGUGGCGCUGCUAUCGCGGCUCGUGACGUUGUGAUCCAAGAUGGCGGACUCAAGUCCCGCCAAUUCCAUUAUUGAGGGGACUGUUAAGUUCCGUGAUGGGAAAAAGUGGAAAUCGAGAUGGUGUGUCAUGCGAAAAUUGUCUCCAGUUGCAGAUUGCGUUCAUCUCCAACUCUACAAAGACCUAAAAGAGAGACAGAAGAACGGCCAGACGAAGGCAUCGUUAUCGCUGCAGCAGUAUCUGGGGUUCGAGUCUGGUUUCACACUUGAUAAGGAGUCGAACACACUCGCCAUACUUUGUGAGGAUGUUGUUCCAGUACUGGCAUUUGAUACCAGAGAGAUUUUAAUUCAGUGGAGGGUUAAGGUGCAACACAACUUAGGAAGCAGCAAAGAAUUUGCAGCAGUAAUCAUAUCAGCACCUUCUUCUACGGGAAUAAAAGCUGGUCCAGUACGGUUACACGCCUGUGGACCUCGCCUGGCUCUUUGCGCCUCCCGACCUCCUGAAGUGCUGGCGCUUUGGGACGUCAAGUUGUUAAGACGUUUCGGCGUGGUAGACAAGCGGUUCUGCGUCGAAGGUGGCUCCCGCUGCGGUAAAGGCGAAGGCCUAUUUGUUUUCGCAGCUGAGGGUGCAAGGGAAUUAACAGAACUCCUCAAUAUGUACAGCCACGAAGCACAGUCCCGACUUAGUGUGGCCUCUAGAAGUGGUUCAGUCUUGGAAAAGCGGUAUUCCGAUACGAGCUCAUGCAUGGACGACUGUUUUAAUCAGUCAAUGCGCUCUGUGUCUCCGUCGUGGGCUGGUCCUUCGAGCCAGACUAUGCAUUGUCUAUCUGGACACUUGGAUCUCGAUUCAAGCAUGGAAGAAGAUAAGUUCCGGAGACCGACGUCCUUGCCCAGGUGCUCCAGUUGUGUUGGCAAGAUCAGUCAUUUAGCGAGGUCAUCAACAAUAAAUACACCAGGCUCCAUGAUGUCUCCCGUCUGGACCAUGGAUAAUAUCAUGGAGAAACGUUCAGACUCGGACCGGGCAUCAAUUUACUCACGUUCAAGUGGCAGUGCCUCUGAGUAUUCAGUGCCACGCUGCGUUUUGGACAAGAGUUUUGAUUCAAAACGUGGAAGCCCAGUUGCUUGUUGUACCCCAACGGUACCUGUGAAAACUGGGAACUCCUGCCAAUGCUGGCAACUGCCUAAGCCGUGCUGCUGCCGAAAGAAAUCUUUCAACGGACCAUACGAGAACUACGAUGUACCAAAGACCCCUAUGCCGUUAAUACAGGAACAUCCAGCAGAUGUUCACGCUGAUGCGGCAAGCUUAUACGAUACACCAAAGAAACUUAAGUGUCUUAUUGGACAAACAUGCGGUUGCAACCAUAACGAAACCAAAAACGACGAUAACCAAAACCCGGUAGAGUCUUGUGACAGCGCUAACGAUCAUUCCAAUUAUGUCAACGUCACUCCAGCGAAACCCCAGAUUGAUCUUUCGAAUUAUGCAAACAUAGAUAGAGCCACGUUGGAUGAAUUUGAAAAUUCACUUCGAAUUUUACGAAGCGCUGGAUUCAGCCAGGAAGAAUUAGAUGCGCUAGAAGACAUACCCGAACACGACAACACUCACACAACCGACUGUUGUAAUGAACACUUAAAUUACAUGCAUAUGGAGCCAUUGGAAAACAGCUCCUCCAGUAAUAGCAAGAACCUCUCAGACAAUAUUAGCAGAAUCAGUCACGUAUCAGACCCGACGCACUCGGAAACAGAUAACACAAUAAGCACCAGGCGUUCCAGCUCCGCGGACUUCACCAAACGGCUCGACGACGACCUCAAUCCCAGCAUUUGUUUCACGCCAACUGUCAUCCGGCGAACGUCUAAAACAAACCGAAUCAACGAAGGCAUUCCAGUCAAAGAUGACUUCAAAGUUCCGGAACAAAAAACUGAAAACAUUUUAGUUGCACGUUUCCGCGACGCAGUUAAAAUUAGACGAUCGUCCAGUGUUCCGAGUAAAUCGGAUAAAAAUAGGGAUUCGUCCAGUUCAAACGAUUCCGGAGUUUCCACCGGAUCGCUGAAGCACCAUAGGGGUGAUUUUAAUGAAUUCGAGAUGCCCGUAACUAAUUCGAGGUCCUCGAAGAGUCACAUGAGGAAUAAACAAUUCAGGGCCACAUUGACGCCCGUGCACGCUUCCUUUGUGAAGUCGAGUUCAUCGGAUCCUCUGAAGAAUUUGACCUUUCAAUUCGAGGAAGUUGCAACCAUGGCCAAAUCCAACUCUUGCGACGUCGACACCUUAACGAGGCGGAAGAAAAGAAAUGGUGACACAGAUUCAACAGCACGUCACAGUCAAAUGACGAACAAGAGCACAUCGAGCGGAGCAUCUGACACUUCAGAUUACAUGGAGUCACUCUCUGUCAGCUCCUUCUCUUCUUGCGACGUAUCUGCCGAUCGCCAUUUAACUAGACCGCGUUCAGGAAAGGAAUACGCGAGCAUUGACCGCGCUGUCUUAGCAAGCGUCUGUGACAAUUAAGAGACGACUGACAAUUGACUAAAGAAUACUGUUGAGAGAUGACAUGCGUGAGAAAAUUUACAACAUGAAACAGAAAAAUAAAGCGUAUUUGUGUCUCUUUCUUUAAGUGUAAAGCCUAGAAUCGCAAAACAAAAGACAAAUAUUUCAUAGAGUAUAUUUUUUUCUAGCUGAAACGUCUAAAGACUUACAACGGAGAAAAGGGUUGUAGUAUAAGAGGAGACAAUUUCUUUUUCCAGUUAAUGUGUUUAUUACCUAAUCUUGCUUUUAACAAUAAGUUACCUGAUAUAAACAAUACGAAGGCAUCUAUUUUUAUAUCAAUAUGUAUAUUAUAUAAUGUAAAUAAAAUGCUUAUGGUAUGGUAAAAAAUCCAUAAACUACACCACAGUGUAUGUCUAAGUCUAAAUGUCAGUUGUCACAGCACUGUCAACAUGACUUAUGACGUAGUUACAUUUUGAGCAGGAAUUUAACUUUCAUGCCUUUAUACAAGUUUGUAUAAAUACCCAUUUAUCUUAUAAACAACGUUCCUAUGUACAAAUAUAUCAGCUAAAUAGUGUAGCUCUAACGAAUUUAGUUUUCAGUAGGGUGCCAAAAUUUAGUUUGUAAUAUAAUAUUUAGAGACCACUUCCCUACUAGCCUUUACGAAAUCAGUUUGUUGCAUUUUACAUUUUUAUCAUACUGGGAAAAUGAAUAUAUGUUGGUAUAUGAAAAUCAUUUUGCUGAUAUUACCCUACAUUUAGGCAUAUUAAAGACAAAAAUGGGUAAAAAUUUCCAAUAAAAAAACUAGAUAUAAGUUUUGGAUGUAUUGAGUAAAAAUUCAUUUAUAGAUUUCAUUACAAUAUUUAAAUUUGAGCCCAGUCUAACUUUAAUGUUUCAAUGUAAUCUUAAGUAAAACUUAAAGUAGGUACUUAAUUUCCGUGCCUUUGCUAUGUAGCGUAUAAUUUUGUAUAAGUUACCUUCAUUGAUUUAAAUAAGUGUAUAAAUGUUCGGUUAAUGACUAGAUGUGUGUAUAAAAAAACUAUAGUUUUUUAGCCUAUAACAUGGCAAUCUUUGUCAAUCAAAUCUGUGUUGCGAGGCCUGUAUGAAACGAUGAGCAAUAGUUAUAAAAUUAAUUAUGUAUUACGUUGAUAAAAUAUAUUAAACAAACAUAAAUACAAGUUUAGAAUUUUUAUACAAUGAUAGCUUAAAACUAGCAUUUUAAUUUUUUUUCUGUUACUCUGUGCAUGAAGUGACAGAAUGUUAACUGUCAAAAUUACCAGAUAGCCUAAUCUAUUUCUUAUUUUACAUUUUUAUUCCAGCUAAUCAAUGAUAUUUUAAAUUUUGGAAUUGAUAUAAAAUACUUAUCCGUCCCGGAAUAUAUAAAAUUAUGGUUUAUGAAGCAAAAUCAUGUCUAUUCCUCAACAGUUUUAAUGAUUUUGUCUAGUCAUUAGUAAAAUGGCGGUCAUAUUUAGCAUCAAUAAAUUUAAAAUAAAUGUAACUUUUACCAAGAAGAGUAAUAUAAUAUCUUAUUUCUAUGCUUAUUAUUUUGAUUUAUUAACAAAUAUAUUUUUUUCUAAAACAUCUGAUCGAAGUUAUUUUCAAAAUGGCCGCCAUACUUUUGGUUUCGGUAUUUGCACGGUUUGGUGUUUUUUUAUUUAUUUAAGGUGUUAUGUAAAAAGGCAUUCUAAACUUUACGUUGCUAUUGUAUUUUAAAAUUUGUAGUUUAUACGCCACUGAAGCGAAAUAUAGUGCAUUUUCAUGA